Molecule: messenger RNA, 1791 nt
Organism: Penicillium angulare
Lineage: Eukaryota; Fungi; Ascomycota; Eurotiomycetes; Eurotiales; Aspergillaceae
Exons: 4
Coding region: 1-1791 (596 amino acids)
Source: RefSeq, a predicted model, not a curated record
AUGCCAGCAAUACCUUUUCCUGGGGAGUUUUUGGAAUCUACACUAGUCCACCGUAGUACGCUCCCGCCAGCUUCAAACUCAACAGGCCCGAUUUUGGAAGUCGUUUGUGCUUGGCCAGUUUCUGGGCAAUAUGGGCCAGGGACACGAUACCUAUAUUAUAUUCUGGCCGCAGCUUGCGUCUUUGCACGCAAGGAGGAGUGGAUUCGUAAUGCGUGUCUCGCUGCAGUAUUACUUUUCCCCGCAGUCGCAGCGCUCCAUGGCAUUGUUCUUGCAGCGAUCCAUAUUGACGGGGCCGUUGACAUGGACGUGUACGGUGCUUUCCAGCUAUGCGCGAUUGGCAUCUUAACUGCACCAGCUACCGUGCGACUCUCGAAAACUUACUUCAACAACCCAGGUCGAAACAUCAUAUUCUUGUGGACGGUACUUCUUCUUGCCGGACUUCUCAGUCUAACUGUGGAGUUCCUUCGUAUCAAACCCAUUAUCUGCCCAAGUGACGAUGCGGCAACGACAAUCUGGGCUGAGACGAAAAUGUUCUAUUAUAACAGCACCUGUGGCCUACAAUGCACAGAAGAUAGAGGUCCACAAUCCCCCCUUAGACAAGGAUCAGCAAAUAACAUUUACGUGAUUCCGUCGCCCCAUCAGCUGGAUUUUGAUACGGCAACUCUCCUUGCGGCUGCCUGCUGCAUACCAGCUAUCCUGUCGUUGGUAUCUACGUGGAUCAAAAUUCUUGAUAAGAAUUGGGAGAAACUCUCUAGAGGAAAACGAAGAGAAAAGGACAAUGAGCCGAUUGAAGGCACGAAUGGCGCUACGCCUAUCCAGAUGACUGGGAUUGCGGAGAAGAUUCGAGGCUGGUUGACCUUGAUUGAAAUACCCAUUUUUGUUGCGGGUGUUAUAGCAAUUAUUGUGAAAGGGGAGAUGAACUUCUGGAGUGAACCGGUUGACUAUCAAACGGAGCCUAUUGCAAGUAUAGGGCAAUGGGCACCUAUUGUCGGUACCGGACUCGCCGUCGUCGGAUCACUCUAUCUUAUAUUCGCCGCUGAUAUGGAAGCUGAAGAGAAUAAAAAAGAUAAGCCUACAGACCAACAGAUAAACCGAUGUACCGAAUGUGGCGGCAAUGGUAUCUGCCCAAGCACCGACUCUCUAGAGAAUUCCAGACGAACCUCCACAUCUAGCUCAGAUCGACCACCAUCCGAGAUGGAGCGAUCUGCUACAUUUUCGACCAUCCACCAAGCCAUGAAAAGUCAAUCUGGACCCGACCCAGGAGGAAGACGCAAGGUCGCGCAAUUCUUCAACGCGACAAGUGCUUACUUCGCGACAAAGGCUCACAAGGAUUUCAAAGACACAGGUUUCGAAGUGGAACAAAGAACCAAUUUCCCCGAGAUCCCAGGCGAAGUCUUCCGCAACAAGGACUUACAUGAGAUCAGGACUGUUUACAAUACUUCACCUCUUCCGCGCUCACGAGCAACAAGCUUUGUCGGAAGCGAUUAUUCGAAUGGAGAAGGUAGCUCGAAUGUACCUAAACGGCAGCUCUCACUUCCUGCUCGACCACCGCUAGCUGCUACAGGUGGUCGACAGCAUUCAAAUACGUUACCCGCGGGAGGGGCGGGGCCUACCUUCCUCGAGAUUAGAUCCUUGUACAGCAAUAUACCACCGAGACAGUGGAGUCCCACGGAUGAAACUGCGAUUGAUGAGCAGCAUGAAGCUAGUCGUGCGCCUUCUAUAUCUGAAUUUCAUGCUGCGGCUCUCUCUAGCGGGCCCACCACGCCUAAAAUAGUGGUUUCCUCUGAUUAG